This is a messenger RNA of Monopterus albus (swamp eel), 8121 nucleotides long. It is a transcript of the gene kif26ab, whose product is annotated as kinesin family member 26Ab. NCBI's taxonomy places the organism in Eukaryota, Metazoa, Chordata, Actinopteri, Synbranchiformes, Synbranchidae. Bases 275 to 6346 code for a protein of 2023 amino acids. Gene Ontology annotation, biological process: microtubule-based movement. The record is from RefSeq and is a predicted model, not a curated record. The transcript is spliced from 16 exons. Gene Ontology annotation, molecular function: ATP binding; microtubule binding; microtubule motor activity.
CUGGAUAGGCUCCAUCCAGUGAAAAAGUAUUGCACUGGAUGGAAACCUUUUGCAUGCCGGAUGGAUUGUAUUGCUGUCUUGUCUUGUAGGACUAUUGGAAAUCUAGGGGGUUAUUUUACGCACACGUGCGAGCGCUCACCGUGAGUCACUGGAUGUCCGGAUUAAACCUCGUGGAUCUUUUUGGAGGGUAUGAGAGAUAUGAAUUAGAUGGAUACACAGCUCUAAUAGGUUUCCCGAGGAGUGGAAUAGUUUCUAGGCUACACUUGCAGCCCACAUGGCUUUAUCAAACUCAUCGGGAUCUCCCGGAGCUGGGAAGCCCAACCCUAGCGUCAUAGACCUGGGGACAAUCUUCGUUGACUCCGACAUCAUAUUUGGAUUUACGAGUCACCUGCUGAAGAGAAAAACAAAGGUGGAGGGAUGUCCGAGUGCAGAGUCUCCGGUAGCCCCCAGGAAAAGACUUCACUCUGCGGAGGACGCGCGGUGCAGCAGCCGGCCUGCUCCUGAGGGCGCCGGGUCGGUUUCCAUCUCCGAGUCGGAGGAGAAAGGAGGCUUUUGCCAGCAAUGUCAGAAGAAAGUGGCAGAGCUGAAGAAGCAGGCGCUAGCCCUGGCUGACAAAAAUUCAUUAAAGGACCCUGGAUAUGCAACUUUUCUGUUUGAGCAGCUCCAGUCGCCUGGAAGCCAUGAAGCUGGGGUCAACUGUUGCCAGGUGUGCUCCACGCCACUUCACCAACUGAGGCAGGAGGCCUUGCAGACUCUCCACGGCCCCAUUCUCACCUUCAGCUCGGACAGGGCAGUCCUGCCCACUACACCCUUUUUACCACAGCCUUCUAGAUUCACUGUGUCGUCCUCCAGUGUUCAUGCUAAACAACUGUCCAAAGGCCAAACUGUGGAGCGACAUAUGGUGCCGGGCUGGUCGCAGAGUACCUCGGCUUCUUCGGGGCCUAAGACCAGUGUCCAGGUGACGGUGGCAGGAGGGCAGAUCACUGGAUCCUUGAACUCUGUCACCAUCCAGACACAGCAGUACCUUGAGGGCAUGUGGAGUAUCUCCAGGGUCAACAACUUCUUGCCUCAGCCUAAACUGGCUCAGGGUUUGAUGUCGGAUAAAGAUGUGGACAUGGCUGCCUCAGAGGCCCCAGUCACCACUGUGACCAGCAGCAGCAGCAGCGCCCUGACGCCGUGCCAGCUGAGGAGCUCCUGCCAGCCGGGACUUCCAGCACCUGUCAUCAAUACCUCUUCUUCCUCAUCUGCAGCAGCCUCCUUCUUCAUUAGGGCAGCUCAGAAGCUGAAUCUCUCCUCCAAGCGGAAGAAGCACCAACCCUCACAGCUCCACCCACAGGAGCCCUCCAUCUACCCCACCAACUUCAGCGGCAUACUGCAGGUCUCACCACCCCCUGCCCCGCCAUGCCUGCUCCGAGCCGUGUCCAAAGUGAAGGAGAACCCAGGGAUAGGAAAGGUGAAAGUGAUGAUGCGUAUCUGUCCAUCUCUGGAGGCAGUGGACUCCUCAGAGUCUCAGUCCUUCUUGAAAGUGGACAGCAGGAAGAAGCAGUUGACCCUUUAUGACCCUGCAUCCAGCCCACACUCCAGUUCAGGACACAGGAGAUCUGCCACUGUGGCCGUUCCAAAGAUAUUUGCCUUCGAUGCUGUUUUUCCCCAGGAUGCCUCACAAGCUGAGGUGUGCUCAGGGACAGUAGCUGAGGUCAUCCAGUCUGUGGUGAAUGGUGCAGACGGCUGCAUCUUCUGCUUCGGCCAAGUCAGGCUUGGCAAGACAUACACUAUGAUAGGCAAAGACAGCUCUACUCAGAGCCUAGGCAUUGUACCCUGUGCCAUUUCCUGGCUCUUCAAGCUUAUCAAUGAGCGCAAGGAGAAGACGGGCACACGCUUCUCUGUCCGUGUGUCUGCGGUGGAAAUCUUUGGGAAAGAUGAAGAACUGAAGGAUUUGCUAUCUGAGGUGUCAGCAGGCAGCCUGCAGGAAGGCCAGUCCCCAGGCAUACACCUGAGAGAGGAUCCCAUCUGUGGCACUCAGCUUCAGAAUCAGAGCGAGCUUCGCGCCCUGACAGCUGAGAAAGCUGCCUUCUUCCUGGAUGCAGCCAUUGCCGCACGCAGCACCAGCAGGCCCAGUGCAGAUGAGGAAGAGCGACGCAACUCCCACAUGCUGUUCACAUUGCACAUUUACCAGUACCGCAUGGAGAAGAGUGGCAAGGGAGGAAUGUCAGGCGGACGAAGCAGGCUGCACCUCAUUGACCUGGGGAGCUGUGAGAAGGUCCUGAGUAAAAGCAGAGAAGGAGGAGGAGGCUUGUGUCUUUCUCUAAAUGCUUUGGGAAAUGUCAUCAUGGCUUUAGCAAAUGGUGCCAAACAUGUACCUUACAGGGACAGCAAACUGACAAUGUUGUUGAGGGAGUCCCUUGGCAACAUCAACUGCAGAACCACCAUGAUCGCCCACAUCUCUGAUUCCUCUGCCAGCUAUGCUGACUCACUCACCACUAUCCAAUUGGCAUCCCGCAUCCACCGCAUGAGGAAGAAGAAAUCUAAGCAGUAUGCAUCAAGCUCAUCUGGAGGGGAAAGCUCCUGUGAGGAAGGGAGGAUUCGUCGGCCCCCCCACCUCAGGCCCUUCCAUCCUCGGACAGUAGCCCUGGACCCAGAUCUUCCCUCCCUGCUCAGUGACCCAGACUACUCCUCGAGCAGCGAGCAGUCCUGUGAUACUGUCAUUUAUGUGGGCCCUGGGGGAACUGCGAUCUCGGACAGGGAGCUUAGUGACAAUGAAGGCCCACCUGCCUUUGUUCCAAUCAUCCCCUCCCUGAACAAGAAAAAGUCUGCAAAAGAGGGCCCUCUAGACAGAGACCACUUCUUCAAAUGCAACACAUUUGCUGAGCUGCAGGAGAGGCUAGAGUGUAUAGAUGGCAGUGAAGAACCCACUGCCUUUGUUGGAGAGGGAAAGCGAAGCCAGGCUAGCCCUAAGACUGACAAAUCUAACGAGAGCCAAGGCUCUGUUUCACCAAAGACUGUAACAAAUAUUUCAGAGGGCAUCUCACCUAAACAAUCUCCUAAAACUCUUGCCAUGCAAUCAUCCUGCAGUCCCAACACUAAAUUCAAACUGGACAACAUCAAGAGACAAUGCCUACCCGCAGAAAGGGCACCAUCAGAGAGUGUUCAAAAUGUAUACAGAACCAGUGCUGAUGGUGAGAAGGUCUUGGUUUCAGAAACUCGGGCUACUACUAACAAAAUGGCAACCACUGCAGCACCAAACUCUGAGCCUGUGGUAAGAGAGAAGGUCUGCUUCAACAAGAAAGCCUUGCCAAAGCCAGCUCCACCUCCUUCACAGCAGAGAGAAAAUGCAGAUAGUGAAGAAAGAUCUAGCACCAGAAUGCCACCUGUGGGCAUGAGCCACCAAGCUGUGAAAAGGAAGGAUCCAUGUACUUCCCCUUUGCUCAGACCUCCAGUGGAGAUGUGCCAGGUACGCUCUACAAUGAAUGAAAGGUGCCUGGAUCGGGACAUUCUUAGAGCCACUGUCACUUUGCAGCAGCCUGUGGAGCUGAAUGGAGAGGAUGAGCUGGUGUUCACUGUAGUGGAGGAGCUGUCUAUAGGCAGUAUUGUAGAUAAGGGUCGGCCAUCCAGCAUUAUCAGCUUUAACAGUGACUGCUCCCUUCAGGCCCUGGCCUCUGGUUCCCGACCUGUCAGCAUAAUCAGCAGCAUCAAUGAUGAGUUUGAUGCCUACACAUCAGCCGUGGGAGGAUCAGAGGUGAACAUUGCAGUUGCCACACCCCUCCAGGAAGGAGCAAUGGAGUGUAUAGAUAGCAGGGGUUCAUCUAUCAGCUCUUGGCUAAGUGAGGUUAGUGUCUGCACUUUGCAGAGUGAAGGGGCUCAUUCUACUGAUGUCUUCCUUCCACAGGCCAAACACAUGGGACCAGAGGCCAGCUUUUACUUUGAUUCUCUGGAUAUGUUACAUUGUGUAUCCUCUCCUAGAGAUGCCAAGAACUCCUUAAAUGACAGUGGAUUUAGUUUUUCUGAACAAGACAGUGACAGUGCCACCUCAAGCAAACUGUCCUUGACAAAGUGCCCCCCAUCUUCAGAAUCCACCAAAGGCUCCCUCCGAUUCACAUCUAAAAUAACUAAAGCUCAUUCGCUUAGUUCCUCUCAACUCCCACAAGGCCCUUCCAUAGUCCACUCCAGUCUUCCCAGGAAGAUUAAACCUACCUCAUCUAUUUCUCAUAGUAGUAGCAGUAGCAGCAGCACUAGUAGAGAGCCACCAAGACAAGAGGCAAAGCAGGAGGAUCCUUGGCAGCGUAUUGACAACCACUCAGAACCUCAGUUUGCUGACUCCAGCAGCACCAGCAAAUUUCUUAGACAUCCCCCCAGUGGCAUCCCUUCCAGCAAAACAUCUAACAACAGCAACAGUGUACCUCGCCCUCCCAAGGUGCAGGGGUCUACCUCAUCUCAGAGGGUGGUUGAUGGCUGUGAGAAGUCAGCCAGUAAGAAUACACCCAGCAAAAUGCCUCAGUUGAGACGAGGUGCCACCACCCUGGGAACAGUGCCCGUCAUCCAUUCCUCCACAGACUACAAGGGAGCCCAAGAUAUUACAGCAACUACUACGGGCCUUAAAUUCUCCUCUCUGGGGAAAAAUAGCAAGGCUAACUCACAGAAAAUGAGUAAUAUCCCUAAACCUGGUUGUACCUCGCCGCCUCCUCCUCCUCCAAUGAGGAAGUCCAGUCUUGACCAUAAGACUAAGACCCUGUUACCCCAAAGUGCCUUAAAGCCACCAUAUGUGGAGGCAGGAAGGGCCUCUGGAUCAAGGACAGCUGUAUCAGAGGAUGAGCUUGAGGUACGUCACAGAGUAGACUCUACCAGUUUCAAAACCUCCAGCCUCAACCCAGCCAAAAAUACUUCCAGCCUGAAGGCCAGAGGACCUAAAGGAGAGGCUGCACACCAUUUUGGCAGUCAGGUGUCACUGGAAAGAUGUGAAAGCCUAUCCUUAUUAGGUUCCAGAGCUGCACUUAGUAGGGAAAAUAGUGGGGCAAGUCUGGGGAGCAGCAGUGGCAAAUCCAGCAAAUCCAUUCCGAGAUUUGGUAUUCCUAAUUCAUCCAGCUCUCCUAUAGCUACUUGCCCAUCAUCACCAAAUGGAGGAAAUAUUAGCAAACUUGGCCAAGUAAAAACAUCUGUAAAUCCCAGACCCUUAGGAACAGUCAGUGGGAGUAAGGCACGCUCACUGUCAGCCAACAACUCCAAGGGCCUAAGCUCCUCCACCAAAUCUUUGGCCACUCCUGUGACCAGAAAUGCAAACGCCAACCUCCCUCCAUCAGGACGGACAUCAGCUCCUCGAACGACCACUGCUACUAGCAGUAAGCCUGGCAGAGGAACCAUCAUGGGCACAAAGCAGGCCAUGAGAGCGGCCAACAGCCGUGUAAGCGAACUGGCAACAGGCAACAUAUCAGGCAAACACAUGAGAGUAUCAGGAGAUUCAGACAGUGGGAAUGACAGUGGGGCAAAUGUGAGUGAUGACAAAUCCCCCAUAGCUGCGCUGCCCUCUCCAUACAGCAAAAUAACAGCACCCAGGCGGCCUCAACGCUACAGCAGCGGCCAUGGCAGUGACAAUAGCAGUGUGCUGAGCGGGGAGUUGCCUCCAGCUAUGGGCCGCACAGCUCUGUUCUACCACAGUGGUUGCAGCAGCGGAUAUGAAAGCAUGAUCCGUGACAGUGAAGCCACGGGCAGCGCAUCCUCUGCUCACGAUUCCAUGAGCGAGAGUGGCAUGUCAUCUUCAAGCAGAACAAGGAGCCCCAAGUAUCCCAAAAAGAGAGCAAAUGGCUUCCAGAGAAGACGGCUGAUUCCGGCACCCCUGCCAGACACCUCUUCCCUGGGGAAGAAGGCGGGCUCAGCGGGUCAGUGGGUGGACUUACCUCCUAUGUCUGGACCGCUUAAGGAACCCUUUGAGAUCAAGGUGUAUGAGAUCGAUGAUGUGGAACGGCUCCAGAGGCGGCGACAGGAGGAAACCACAGAGCAACCAUUCCAGGAUGUUGACAAGGGCCUGCUGUAUUUUAAUAGUAAACUGAAGAUGCUGGAGAGAAGGCAACAGCAAGUGAAGGAAUUAAGAGCAAAGCAUGAAGUAUUGAUGGAGGAGCUGGAAGACACCAAGGCUCGGCUGAUGAUGGAUCCCAGCAAGUGGAUAGGAGAGUUUGAGGUAGACCAGAAUUUGGAUAAAGAGUCUCCAGAGUACCUAGAAGCCUUGGCACAGGCCACAGAGGAGCUGGAGUUCUGUGUCAAUCUCUGCAAGUCCCGUGUCAUGAUGGUGACCUGCUUUGACAUCAGCAUGCCCACAUGUGGCACUCAGGAGGGAUUGCGUGAAGUUGAAGUCUGAGGGCAAAAAGCAAGUCGAGGUGAAGAAAUGAGGAAGAGACAAGGAAGAAGGAUGGUGAAAUGUAGCAAGCCGGUUUACAGAUACAGCUGGAAUGAAGAACAACAAGAGACAGAGAUGAGAGUGGAUGUUUGCAUGAACAAUAGAAAUCUUAACCACCUAGCUGCCUCGUUGUCUAGGACAUGGUUUUAAUGGCAGAGAAGUGAAAUGUGAGCACAAAUGCGGUUGCCUGUGUGGCACGGCAGUGGCCAUCACUUAUUCAAGAGUCAAUGAACAACACCUGGAAGUGCCUUUUUUUAUUGUUUUUGUUUUGAGUCAUUAUUUUUCAUAUGGUGUGGGUAUCUUAAGCAUACCCAAGCAAACCCUGAACAUAUUGCUUUUAAGAAAAAUAUUUUAUAUUGCAUUGUAUAGUGUAUUUAUAUGAUUAUGUGCUGUGUACAAAUAUCGUUUUAAGGGGAAAAAAAUAAAGAGGGAAAGAAAAGAAAAAAGCAAUAAGCUAAUGUUAUUGCGCUCCCAGACUUUGCCUUUUCUCUUGUUUCAAACCUCAGUCGACAUUUUAUCCAUAUUCAUUCAGCCUCUUGCGCCUUAUUUUAACUCUGUAGUUUUCUAGAUUUUAAAACUGGACUCUAAUAUCUCAUCAAGGACUACAUUUGCUGUUGUCACUCGUUGCCUGCCAGCUGGUCUGUGAAAGCUUGCAGGGUUGAGUGAAAAAUUUCCCCCCCCCUCCAGUUGCCUUGAUCAAAAUGGGUCUCAGUGGAUGCACAAAGGUAGAGCAUCAGUUAUGUUAGGGGAUGGGGGGCUUACUUAAGCUGUGCUUGCCCAUGUUUAUCUCACUGAAAAUGAGAGAUUAAGCCAAAACAUAUCAAUCAGAGGGACAUUAUUGUGGAUAGUGAGUCAGCCAUUUUCUCUGGUGCCUCAGUAUGUGGUUAUUUGACCCUGAGAGACUUAACUUUUCCUACACUGGCCUGUGUGGAUAUCAUGAUGGAUGGUUGCACUGAUAGCAGUGCUCAUCAAUGAGCCUAAUUUCUCUCCAAAUAGGCCUGGACUGGGGGCUCUGAGACAAAGAGGCACAGGUACAGUACUUUUUCAGCGCAACCAAGCCUCAGCUCUAUGCAUUCCAAUACAUUUACUGCAACUACUGCAAGAACCUCAAUCCUGACUUAAGGGCAACAACACAGUUUGGUGUCUUACGUCCCCUACUCUUCUUUUUUUUUAAAGGCAAAUGAACAAAGUUGAUCAAUUGUUUCAAACCAAGACACAAGAUUUGUUUCCUGUGAAAAAGAAGAAAUGAUCACGGCAUUGUUAAGCAAUCAUUAUGUCAGUUCUUUGUAGCUGCCAGAAUGUGCUUAUUAUGAAUCAAACAGCCAGCACAGCGAGAACAAAGAUGAUCAGUGGAAAUCAUAAAGACAAACAAACCUGGAUUUUGGUAUGCUCGAUUUCUAUAUCUAUGACAAACAUGAUUUUGUUUUUCUUUUCUUUUACAAAGAUGUACUCUCUCAGGCCCUCUCUGAAGAUGCUGCACGAGAUUUUUAAAAUCAUUUUUAAGAAUGAUUUCUACUCCAUUUUUACCAUUCAGAUUUUUUACAAUAACUUCAGUUUUCACUAAUGCGGGGUAUGGCUCAUAAAUUAAAUAACUAUUACCAAACCAAGACCUUUUUUCAAGAAAUUAUUAUAUGUAAGGCCAUAUUUCAUAUCAAAACCCAUAUUUUCGAAUAUCUUUGUUUUUGUAUAGGACUUUCCAACCCUUUGUAUAAAUGUAUGAUAUGGCAGCUUGUGUU